This is a messenger RNA of Penicillium lagena, 4044 nucleotides long. RefSeq lists its product as uncharacterized. NCBI's taxonomy places the organism in Eukaryota, Fungi, Ascomycota, Eurotiomycetes, Eurotiales, Aspergillaceae. The coding region runs from base 1 to 4044 and encodes 1347 amino acids. Gene Ontology annotation, molecular function: ATP binding; MAP kinase kinase kinase activity. The record is from RefSeq and is a predicted model, not a curated record. Gene Ontology annotation, biological process: protein phosphorylation; stress-activated MAPK cascade. Gene Ontology annotation, cellular component: cytoplasm. The transcript is spliced from 2 exons.
AUGGAGCAUCCCGACAUGAACCAUGACUCCGAUGGCUCGGGAUCCUCGGACGAGUUCCCUCCUCAGUAUCCCUUGAGGGCCAACAACUACGAGGUCUUCGACGUCCCCGUCCAAACCCCGUCCACUCUCACCUCCUCCCCUCCGUCUCAUUCCCCCAGCCUGGCCUCAUGGUCCUCUACUCCCACGACGCGUCCACGCGGCGCUAGUCUCGGCGCUGCCUCCACUCUCGACAAAUCCGAUGGUCUUGCGAUGGGAGGCGACAUUCGACUUCAACGCCCGUCUGGCCCGGCACGGACACCCUCCAACACUUACGCUCCGCAACGGCGGCCACCGGCAUACAUCAGCCUCCAGAGCGACCGUCAGCGAUCCUCAUCUGCCAAACGGAGCUCUCGGCGCGACCCGAACGCGCAGUACCGCGCCCAGGAGAAGGCCUACGUCCAGCGCAUUCGCGCCAACCCGGGGGCUUGGUACCACCACUUCAGCGAAGCGCAGGCCUCCAAUAUGACUGUAGCCGAUGCAGACCUGGAGGAUCCCUCCCCGUCCUCGGAGGCACCUUUCGACGAAGAAGCCUACGACCCUGAUACCCAGCUUUUCCUCCCGGACGACAACCAGCCGACGAUGGAAGAACUCAAGGAACCAAGGAACCAAGAACGACUGGAGUGGCACUCGAUGUUGGCUUCGGUGCUCAAAGGCGACGUCGUGAAACAAGAAAAGCAACGGAUGAUUGGAGCUACGGAAUCCAAUCGGUCGGCUGCACAGAGCCAAGCGCUUUGGAUUGGUGUCAGAGCGAGGACAUGCGGUCGGAGUAUUCCAUUGCAGUGGAAAGUCAUCGAAGACGCAAGGACUCACGUUGCCCCUCUGAUCGAGGAUAUCAUCAACUUCCAGAUCAAGGGCGAGACAGAGAUUGGCAAACCGCCGCGACAGCAAGUCGAAGAUAUCGUGGAGAAGAUUGAGCGAUGCGAGACUCUUUAUUCGUCACAUAAAGAGAUGGCAGCCGCUCACCCUCGUGUUGCCUCGGAAGAAUUCUAUUCGAGUUGGGAUUCGAUCUUUGCGUGGCACAAUAUCACGGCGUUGAUUAACACCGAGCUUGCCGUGCUGCAAAGCUGGGUGGGAAAUGAUUCCCUUGAUUUCAGCAAGCCAAGGGAGCAAUCCGCCCAGAGUGACCUUUCCGACGAGUCAUUCCUGGAUCGCAUCAUGAAAGAGGACGGUCUGAAGACGCUACAGGGCGAGAAGAGCAUGCUGAAUGCCGUCAGUGAUGUUAUCCAGAAAGCCAAGAGCACCCUGAUUGAAAAUGCCGAGGCGUUUUCGAAACGACAUUUGCCACCGUAUAUCGAGGAGCUGCUCAUCCUGAUCAACUUCCCGUCGCGGUUGAUCCAGGAGAUCAUUCGGAUGCGUCUCUCUUACGCCAAGAACAUGAAGGACCCGGCCCAGCAGUCCCCUAUCUUGGUGGACCAAAUGAUCUCCCAGUUCCAGAUCUUGAUGAAAGUGGCGGUCGAGAUCAAGCAAAAUUAUCUCACCAUCUCGAGUCCAGAGCCUAGCUGGGAUCUUCCCCCGUGUGUCGACGAGAACUUCGACUCGGUGGUCCUGGAUGCCAUGAAACUCUACUUCAAAUUGUUGAACUGGAAACUGAAUGCCAACAAGAACACUUUUAAAGAGGCAGAGAUCCUGGAACAGAUGUGGGGUUUCUCCUACGGCAUCGGUAGACAGCUCGAAAGCGGAGAUAUUGAAGUGGCCGAGCAAUUUAGUGCCUUGACGGCCAAGUCACUCCAACGUCUUAUGAUCCACUUUGAGCGCGAGUUGGUCCCCCGACCGAAAGAAACGGUGUUAGACAUGGAUAAGCGGUACAAGAGCAUCUUGGAUUCCACACGCAUUCGCCAACGGAAGCUGUACCGGUUCUCGAGGUUCCUUUGCCAACUUUUUGAGAAUGCCACUGAGUAUAACCUCAGUGCUGACAUUGCGUAUGAAUUCUUCGAGGAACUGCUAGUGUCCGAUCAUUUCCUGGUCACCUCGCCAGACUCGGUUGGUCAGAAGGGCGUUUACUUGAUUGCGCAUCCUGCGCUGUGGAACCGCCCUGGCGACAUUCAGGCCAUUCUCGCCACUUCUUUCCGGGAAGAUGAAACGUCCGAAGAGGCAGUCCAUAUUCCCUACUUGCUCGUCAUCCGCCCAGAGAAACCGAUAGGCUGGGCGGGCAAGGAGAUGCAGGUAGGAUUCUUGGAGCAGCCGACAGAUGUGCGCCUGGGCAAGCUUCGCCUGGUAGUAGAAGGCAUGCAAGAGCGAUUGCAAAAAGCUCGGAUUGAGCUGACCCAGCUUACCGGCAUCCAGCUCGACAUGGCCGUGGAGCAACGAGCGAACCUUGGCCGCGUGAACGUCGAACUCAACAAGAUGAAGAAAAUCGCCUUCAAGCUAUCCAUGGCCAUCAUGGACAGCGUUGCUGUCAUCAAGGACCAGCUGCGCGAGAAGAUUUGGGAGAACAAUGAUUUGAUUCAGGCUUGCUACGCAUUUGCAACCGAAUUCGGUAAGCGUUCAUCCAGCUAUGUCGAUCCCAAUCGACGAGCCAUGAACAGUGCUCGAUUGGUUGAGUUGUCUCUCGACUGGGUCUCGUUCGUCUGUGAUGAGUGCGACGCUGCCGACAGGAAGACCUUCAAAUGGGCCGUGGCUGCUCUUGAAUUCGCAAUGGCGAUCACCUCCGGCCGGCAUCUUUUGUCUAUGAAUGAUGGGCAAUUUGGCCGUCUCCGGUCCAAAGUGGCGGGAUGCAUGUCACUUCUCAUCUCCCAUUUCGAUAUCAUGGGUGCUCGAUCAUCUCUCGCAGCCCAGGUAGAGAAGCAGCGGAUGGAGGAACGCGCUGGGUCCCGAAAAUUGGGUUCCGGCCGGAUUGUCAGUGACGAAGAAGCCUCGAAAAUGGUUCGCGAGCAGUGGCUGGCGCGUGUGACGGAGCUUGAGGACCGCAGGGUGGAGGAAGAUGCGAAACGCCAGGCGCUCGGACGCGUGCUGGAGGGCUCGAAUGAGGCCGAUCGGUCGCUCACAGUCCUCUCAUCCUCGGCCACGAACGUUAAUUUGCGGUGGCAGCAAGGCCAAUUCAUUGGAGGUGGCACUUUCGGCUCUGUCUAUGCAGCCAUCAAUUUAGACAGCAAUUACUUGAUGGCGGUUAAGGAGAUUCGCCUGCAGGAUCCCCAGCUUAUUCCCAAGAUUGCUCAGCAGAUUCGCGACGAGAUGGGGGUGCUCGAAGUCCUGGAUCACCCGAACAUCGUCUCGUACCACGGCAUUGAGGUGCAUCGUGACAAGGUGUACAUCUUUAUGGAAUACUGCUCAGGCGGUUCACUGGCUAGUUUGCUGGAGCAUGGCCGCAUCGAAGAUGAGACAGUCAUCAUGGUCUAUGCGCUCCAGCUCUUGGAGGGCCUGGCCUACCUCCACCAAGCGGGUAUCGUGCACCGCGACAUCAAGCCCGAGAACAUCCUGCUCGACCACAACGGAAUCAUCAAGUACGUGGACUUUGGCGCUGCCAAGAUCAUCGCGCGUCAAGGUCGUACUGUGGCACCGAUGGACGGCCCUACCGGCGGUGGCCUCAAGGAGCAGCCCAUGCUCCCAAAGGACGGCCAGCAUGCGAACCAGCGCAAGAACCAGAAGACCACCACGGGUACUCCCAUGUACAUGUCCCCCGAGGUAAUCCGCGGUGACGCCUCCGCGCUGAGCAGCCACCAAGGCGCCAUCGACAUCUGGUCGCUGGGCUGCGUCGUCCUGGAAAUGGCCACCGGCCGACGGCCCUGGUCCUCGCUCGACAACGAGUGGGCCAUCAUGUACAACAUCGCCCAAGGCAACCAGCCCUCGCUGCCCUCGCGGGACCAACUCAGCGACUUGGGCAUCGACUUCGUGCGCCGCUGCUUCGACUGUGAUCCCCUAAAGCGUCCGACUGCUGCUGAGCUUCUCCAGCACGAGUGGAUCGUCUCCAUCCGUCACCAGGUUGUCUUGGAGCCGGCAACCCCGAACAGCGAUCCAGGCUAUAGCAGCUCCAGCUCGGCUAGCCGCCAGAAUUCGACGUAUAUGUGA